Messenger RNA from Cynara cardunculus var. scolymus (artichoke), 1167 nucleotides. RefSeq lists its product as uncharacterized. The record is from RefSeq and is a predicted model, not a curated record. NCBI's taxonomy places the organism in Eukaryota, Viridiplantae, Streptophyta, Magnoliopsida, Asterales, Asteraceae. The coding region runs from base 1 to 1167 and encodes 388 amino acids. The transcript has 2 exons.
AUGAAUCAAGCUCCUCCCAUGGAUGAUAUCUUUGCUUCACCCAAACAACCUUCGCUUUUUCCGAUGAUCAUUUCUCGUCCGUCAAUAUCCAAGGAUGAUUACCAUCUGUUUUACAAGCACGAACGUAGAUUAUUCACUCUCUUGCUUCUAGUUCUUCAUCGAGACGUCUUUCAGUCGACGCUAGUCAUGGGUUUUCUCAUAUGGCUAGAAAGAGAAGGGUACACCUCAAAGAAUCUUGUUGAAAUGAUCAUCAAUUCUUUGGCCCCAGAGGUGAUCGAUCAGCUUGCUGAUGAGGUUGUCGUAUGCCUUAAAUUCUUGCAGAAGAUACCCAACAACGCCAUGUUUGAUGGAAGCACCGACAUAAGGCUGCUUCAGAAUUUGCUUGAUCGAAAAGAUAUAAACCUGCAAGAGCUUCGUCGCAACCAAGACCCGAUUUUCAGUGAGGUGUCUGUCAUCACCAAGGAUAUUUCCGCCAAGGCGUUUGACGACAUUUUGGACGGGUUCACGAGCAGGAAUCGUGGGCCUUUGGUGAUGCGAUCUCCCGGGCGUGCUACCGUUAGUGACCUCCGGAACGUGCGCGGUGUUGCCCCUAUUCCUUCAUACAAUAUCCGUCCUUAUGUUCGAGUUCAUCAAAAUCCAGCAGUUGCAGCUGGUUCAAGCCGAGAUGCACGAGUUAUGCAAAAUUAUGUUAUGAUGCAUCAACAAAUGGUUCGUGUUGCAGGCCCUACAAAUCGUCGUGGUGUGGUCACUCCGGUGAUGGAUUUGGUUCCGGUUUAUGCCACCGGCCAUGGUCCAUAUGUCCUCAAAGAGCCAGACGAAGAGGUGCCACCAGAAGAACGGACCAUCUUCCUCACAUUUUCCAAAGGAUACCCAAUUUCUGAAAAUGAAGUUAGACACUACUUCACUAGGCUAUUUGGGGAUUUCAUCGAAUCCAUUCAUAUGCACGACGCCGGACCAGAGAAUCAAUCACUCUACGCUCGAAUUGUGGCUCGUUCUCUGUCUAUGGCAAGAGGUGUAAUUGAGAGAGAUGGUGUUGAUGGGAAGUCUAAAUACAACAUUAACGGGAAGCAUGUUUGGGCACGAAGAUUUGUAAAGAGAACACCAUCUAGGAACACUAAUGACACUAUUGCACCAUUGCAACUUCACAAGAUUAAUCAUCUAACAUAA